This is a messenger RNA of Prorocentrum cordatum, 1128 nucleotides long. Lineage: Eukaryota; Dinophyceae; Prorocentrales; Prorocentraceae. The record is from the annotation of a GenBank genome assembly.
GUUAUCCAUCCCAUCGAACCGUAGCGAUGUCCAUGAGCCGGAAAGGAGCAGCCGUCGUUGCCGCAGCGCUGCUGAUGUCGGCACGCCUGCUGCAGGCGGAGGUUGUUGCGACAUCUUGUUCGUGUCUGGAGAGCACAGCUGAUGGCGGUUGCCCUUGCUCAGAAGAGGAGGGGAUGGCUCGAGGGCGCCCCGCCCACGCAGGAAGCUCGGAGCUGUCAGUGGACGCGGUUCGCCCGCGCGCGGACGCGACCAGGCCCCAGAAGGCGGCGGACCGCGAGCGGCUGCAUUACACGGGGGCGCAAACGGUGUUAUCGGAGACGUUCGCCGAAGAGCUGGCGGGAGGGAGUGAUGUUCAUUCAUUGAUGUGUUUGUUGCUGCAUCCUUCCAGCUGGCAGUGUUCAGAGUCUUGACUGUGUUGGUUCUCAGCUCGCGAAGAGCGGGACUUCGGGCACGCGUAUAUGAUUUGCAGUCCAUUCGCCCCGCGCCAUUCAAGCGUCAGCAUACCAGUAUUGUUCGCGCAAGGGUAGGCCAAGGUAGUAGUGCCACGCGACCACACCACUGUAUAGACAGCUUGGGUUUCGUCUCUUCACUUGUGUAUUUGUACACGUGCUGUUUCUUUAUAUGUUGAGCCAUUUGAUUGCCCGUCGUCCUUGUUACGCAGAAUGACACAUGAUUAUUACUAGGUGUACUGGACACUACGGAACAGCACGUGGGCUCGUACGGUUUCCACCCACAUUUCAUGAUGUUCAGCGCGUUUGGUCCCCAUCGGCCCUCAUCGCACCCUCGCCAGCCCAAGCCGAUAAUACCAGCAUGUUCUCAUAUCGGUAGAUGUUUUCUUUGCCGCAUGUUUUCGCAUACGAUCAUGCCUCAUUCAUGCUCACGCUCAAAUGGUAUGUGCGGGCGCCGAGUUCUCACACGCGGUAGAAACCAUCCUGCGAUGAUGAUUGGUUUCCGCGUGCGUUCCGUGCAGUCUGGGCGAAGGCAGACAGAAUCUUCUCCAGCACCGAGCCCGCCGACACAGUCGCAGGGGAUGUCGCCGCGAACCAGUGAAGCGAUCACAAGAUGUUCUGCCGUUGAGCGUAGACAGUCUUUUCCUCCACAUCGGAGCGCGGGUCGCUUGCGGAUGAA